GAACAAAUACGCGAAGGGGGAUGAAUCUAUUUGCGGUCAGUUUCUGACAUACUUUGUCGCCUAUUUUACAGAGAUGCUCUGCUUUUGUCAGCAAGGCAUCUCGCACUUCAGUUUCUCCCAGAUUAGUCUCGGCAUCUUCAAUAGCCUUCUCAAGCUUCUUCAGUUCAGUCUUAUUGGAUACUUUCAUGUUCUCUAGCAAAGUUUGGUCAAUAAUCCAACCAAGAUCAGGACAGAUUUCUUCAUAAAAUGGCGCCAUGUCUAAUAAAGUUAGGAGAAUACCAGGGCAAGUUAGCAAUCCUCUGUCAACUCACUGUUAAUAGACAGAAAACAACAAUAAGUUAUAAACUUCACAACUUACUAUUUUCUUUGAUAGCAUUCAACAGUUUAGUGGCAGUUUCAUCUUUGUUAACUCCAUGUGGUGCGGUCAGAGUAUACCGCCAUUGCGCUAUUUCAAGAUUAGGAUUCUUAGGCAGUCCUUCUUCUUCUAAAUUUUCAACAGGCAUUGUCAAAUGGAUGAUUUUUUCAAAUAAAACAGCUAUAAAUCCUUGAAGUUUAGUCAGUGAAAUUCAAUAUGGCGGAAAAUACUGAGUGCAAAUACCCGUACGGAAUUAUUACCCUGCAUUGAACGAUCCAGACCAGAGGAUCCAGACAUUGAGAUCAGUUGCGGACGUGUUGUUACGUCAUUGGAUGGGAAGUAAACAAAUUUAAAUCACGUUCGUAAAAAUAUUUAGAAAUGUCCUUUAUUUUCAUUACUAAAUGACAAAUAUUUUUACAUGGAAAUUCAAUAUUUUAUAGUCUUAGUAGUCCUAGUUAAUUUUGUGCAAAAUUUCGAUAUUUUUAAACUAUUUUCACGUCAAAAUGGGUCACAAUGGCGAAACUACACAACGGUGUACAGCUAUUUUGGCGAAAGUGAUCGACUGAGAUUGCGAGAUGAAGCGAAACAGAUGUUUUAUUUUGGAUAUGAUAACUAUAUCAAGUAUGCUUAUCCAAUGGACGAGUUAGAUCCAAUACAUUGUACAGGACGAGGCCCAGAUUACGCUAACCCGUACGUAUAUUAUUGUGUAUACUGUAUUUUUAAUACUUAACUUUAAUAGGGUCCUAGCCUGUCCUAGCCCCUAGGCAGCGGCAGUAAAAUUAAUUGGAUCAUUUUAUUUAAUAUUUCUAGGUCAAAUAUAAAUAUCAAUGAUGUUCUGGGCGAUUAUUCCUUGUCUCUGGUCGAAUCUUUAGGCACAUUAGCUGUAAGAUGAUUUAUAUAUCAUUUAAUAAUUAACUAUAAUAAUUUAUUAACUUCAUUUAAUUGAUGGUUAAUUGUGUAUUUUAGGUUAUGGGAAAUAGUAGCGAGUUUAAACGAGCUGUAGGGUUAAUAAUAGACAAUGUUUCAUUUGAGAAAGAUAAUACAGUUCAAGUUUUUGAAGUUACGAUAAGGUAAGGUUGAUGGCAGGCCAUGCAAUAGAUGGUGAUCAGAGAUGUUGAUACUUUAACCCAUUAAGUUGCAUUGCACCCUACCUUACUAGUUCACUCUAACACCAGACAAUUUUACUCAUCAAGGAGAGACCACUCGCAAUCUAUGGGUUUACCAGCCUAUCUGCCCAUGUGUCUAGUUAAUCCAUUAAGUUGCAUUGUACCCUUAAAAUGUGCCCUACUUUAUUAUUUUACUCUUGUCUAAUGCCAGAUGAUUUUACUCAUCAAGGGGAGAGCACUGGUACUUAAUGUAUUAAUAUAGGAGCACACAAAUUAAACUGCAUCUCUCAAUUCUAUUAAUUUGCCUCUAAAUACAAAACUACUCCAUAUAAUGGAACACUUAAACAUUUUCCCACUCUGAUAAGUGCCAGCUGGCCAGCAUCUGCUGCACAAUAGUGCUUGAAAUGAAACCCACUAUUUAACUAUGAACAAACUACUUGAAUAAUUUCCCUACUUAGUCUAUUUAAUAUGCUACUAUCAACAUAAAAAUGCUUAAUUGAGAAAUACUAUAAUUGGUAUACAGCUAUGUAUAUAGAUUUUGUAUUUUAGAGUCCUAGGUGGACUGCUGGCAGCUCACUUAAUAAUCCGGGACACUCAUCAACCAUUUGGAGAUAUGAUUCCAAGAGAUUAUAAUGAUGAACUAUUAUUACUGGCUCAUGAUUUAGCCAAUAGAUUACUUAAUGCUUUUGAAAACACAUCUUUAGGAAUUCCUUAUCCAAGGGUAAGUUAAAGCUGAAGGGCCUGCCCCCCCCCCCUCCCCCCCAAAUUCAUAACUUUACUGAGUGCCUUACCAUUAUUAUCGUCCAUAAGUUGACCUUGCCCCUCAAAUAAACACACCCUCUGAUAUCACCCCCCUCUAACCAGCCCCUCCUGAAAUAUAGUGUCCAGUUAUUUUCUGAGAUCAGUGUAUUUUUCCAUAGUCAACCAAAAAAAUAACAUUCAGUUAUUUAUUAAGAUCAGUAUUUUCUAUAGGUCAACCUGAAAUAUGGUGUCCCGGCGUUAUCCUCCCAGACAACCUGCACUGCGGGUGUGGGGACUCUUCUCUUAGAAUUUGGCACCUUGAGUCGACUCCUGGGUGAUCCAACCUAUGAGAUUACCGCAAAGAAUGCUCUGGAAGCAAUAUGGAAAUUUAGGUCCAAAAAGACUGGUUUAUUAGGCAAGAACAUUUGAAAAUCAUUAUAGUGCGUGAUAUAAGCUUCGUUGACUCUGUACCAGAUAGCUUCCCGUAGCGACGUGAAAAAUCACCAAAUCCUACCUUUUUGGAACGCUAUUUUCAGAGGAAUUAUUCCAACAGAGAGAUGUUGUUUCGCUCAGCGUCUGAAAGUUGUACAUUCCGUAUCUGAUAGGUGCUUUUUCGCGCCGCUACGGAAAACUAUCCGGUAUAGUGGAAACGUAGCCAUAAUUUAUCAGUUCAAACUUCAAACGAACCAAUGAGAAAUUAAAAGUGAAUUGUGAUAUUAUCCUAGUACCAAGGUAUCAACGACAUUGAAGAUUUUCUUUGUGUUUUACUCAUGAAUAAUUAGUUUAGACAACCAACCAAGACCACCAUUACCAACGAACCUGACCAGUACCACUGACCAACGAGGAAUGUUAACCAGGAAAAAAUUAUUCUGCACUCAGCUGAUGUAGUGACGUCAUACCAAAGAUACGUUGGAAAAGUUCGAGUCAGGGUUGGGAUCAGGUUCAGAGGCUUGGUGUCUCUACAUCAACUUAGUACAGAAUAAGUUCUCCAAUGCUAACUUAUCAACGAACAUUUUAUUACUGGAUCCUGCAGUUCACCAGGAAAUUGGUUACCAGGAAACUGGUAAACUGUUUCUGCGUGAAAAGCUGCAGGCGAGGGGUUUCUGCAUGCGUGUAUUUCUAGGAAACGAACAUUGGUCAAAGAGUCAACAUUGUAAUCGUGUCAAAACAAUAAGAGACUAUUUGGCAUGGAGAACAGUGGAGUUUCAAAAGCAAUGCAAAAUUCCGAUCAUUGGAUCGUGACUGUAUGACGUUGUUAAGCAAAAAGGCGCACUUAUAAUAUUUUACGAACAUUUACAUGUACCAAACGCCAAGCGAGCUUCGCAGUUUUCACAAUGUUUUGUUCGUACAAUUUCAGGUAAUAUUAUAGAUGUUGAUUCUGGUGAAUGGGUGUCGGGAAUGAGCGGGAUUGGGGCAGGAAUGGACUCACUUUAUGAAUAUUUACUCAAGGUAUGAAACAAAGCUCAUUUCUUGCUUCAGGGCAGAUGGUCGUCACUGUUGACACUUAGGAGAAACUACAUCGCUUUCUUUUAUAUAUCGUUCUCCUGAGUACAAGACUAUCAGACAUAAUGAAAAUAUUUCCACUAUUUUCUCACUCUGACAACUGCAGGUUGACCAUCAGGAGCUGUACAAUAUUUCUUGUUGAAACCUCGCUAUCAAUUCUGCUGUUUUUUAGGGUUACAUCGUUUUUGGCGACCCAAACGAUUUACAAAAAUUCAAUGAGAUGUAUAAAAGUGUCCAGACGUACAUGAGGAAAGGGUGAGAGGACAAUUUGUUUGACAAAAUUCGCGCACAUAAAAAUGAGAAAGUCAUCGCGUCUGUGUUUUAUAAGAUAUACAACCAUUUGGCUACACCUCGUGUUUGUAUAUCGUGGACGGCCGCUCAUUCUGUAUGUAUUGGCUUACGUGUGAUUUCGUGAAUGUUUCAGACGCAAAUUAUGCAAUUCUGGGAGUGGGGAUGUUCCUAUGUAUGUCAAUGUGAAUAUGGAGAAUGGCAAGAUACUAAAUACUUGGGUUGACUCGCUCUCCGCUUCAUUUGCGGCUGUUCAGGUAUGAUGGCACUUUCAACAUCGGAAUUUUCUUGGUAAAUCUGGAUAGCUCUAUCAGUCCUAAACUAUUAUCAUCCCUAGAUGUCCAGUAAGAGCUAUCCCUAGGUUACCAGUGUUACUACAAGAGGAAACCAGAGAACACGGAGAAAGCCUGCGGUGUUUGUCAAGCUUGAAGUAUUCUUCUCACAUGAGACUGAGGUGAAAUUAUAAUGAGACAACUGCAUAUUGCAGGAAACAACCCCCCCCCCCGUCACAGAGAUGGCAACAUCAACACCACAUUUAGGCCGGGCAAAAGAUUGCCCAAACGGAUUUGUGUCUGAAGAGCGCAGUCAAUCUGGAAAAGCUUGGAUUCUAUAUUAACUCGUCUUUGACUGAUUGCAGGUUUUGAAUGGUGACAUUGAUGAUGCCAUUUGUACGCAUGCGCUGUAUUACGCUAUAUGGAAACGUUACGAUGCAUUACCGGAGAGAUUUGAUUGGAACUCACGUGUCUCUCACGUGCACUUCUAUCCCUUACGCCCUGAGUUGGUAGAGUCAACAUAUCUCCUUUAUCAGGCGACGCAACACCCGUUCUACCUGCAUGUAGGCAAAGAUAUUAUGCACGGCUUGCAGACACAUGCUAAGGCAAGGUGAGGUUCAUUGAAAUAACGGCCACUCGGAACAAUAAGGAACAGCUUUAUUUUUUCUGGACCUCUAGGGAGAACAGUUUAGAACUGAUAGAACUAUCCAGUAUAAAUAAAGUUAGUUUAGUUUAGGUUUCCUCCUGUAGUAACACUGGAUCAAUAAGAGAUUACCCUUAAUGGAUCUCUAGGGUGAACAGUUUAGAACUGAUAGAACUAUCCAGUAUAAAUAAAGUUAGUUUAGUUUAGGUUUCCUCCUGUAGUAACACUGGGUAAAUAAGAGAUUACCCUUAAUGGACCUCUAGGGUGAACAGUUUAGAACUGAUGGAGCUAUCCAGUAUAAAUAAAGGUCCCUCCUUAGGUAACAUAGGACGAAUUGGCAGACAUUUAAUUUCGCUGUAUUAGGUGCGGCUAUGCGACUCUGCAUAAUGUUAUGGAUAAAUCACAAGAAGAUAGAAUGGAAAGUUUUUUCUUGUCAGAAACAUCGAAAUAUUUAUAUCUUGUAAGUAUGUGGUGACUAUAGAAAGCCCCGGACGAGAAUAAGAGUUGAUGAGAUGGGACAUUUCAAACUUUAGAUUAACAAAUUAAGAAGAGCUCAGCAAGGUCGUGUUCCUGCCAACUCUCAUGUACUCUCAUAAUUGUUUGAUCGGGAUAUCAAUGCAGUUGAAGUUGACCUCAUUUUCUUUCAUUAGUUAUUUGAUCAAGAGAAUCCAGUAAACAAGCAAGCAUCAAAAUAUAUAUUUACAACAGAGGGGCAUUUUCUUAAGUUGGACAAAUCCAUGUGGAAUGUCGACACAGAUUUUUACGACAUGACCCGAGGAUAUCAAUAUGACGUCACUGCGGUGCCGAGAUCCAAUGUCAGUGAUUGUGGGGUAAGUGUGGUUAUUGUGGGGUAAAUGUGGUUGUUGGUUUUACCAAUUGGCACGUGGCAGUUUCGAUUAGUUUUGCGUGCAGCUAAGAACAGCCUUAUUUUUUCUGGACUUCUAGGGAGAACAGUUUCUAGGGAGAACUGAUAGAGCUAUCCAGUAUAAAUAAAGUUAGUUUAGUUUAGGUUUCCUCCUGUAGUAACACUGGAUCAAUAAGAGAUGGCAAUUACUGGACCUCUGAGGAGAACAGCGGAACUGACAGAGCUAUCCAGUAUAAAUAUAGAUAUAGGAAUUCACUUUAUCUUCUAGCUAAUGCUCUGUUUUUUAUUUAGUGUGAGGUUGUGUCUGAUCACAGAAAACGUCCUCUACCUUUGGAGCUACGCUAUCUUCAACAAGUAGAGAGUUUGGUUGGAGUGAGAGACUGAAUAUACUGCGCGGCAUAUUGCGUGGUAUACUAUGUACAUUUAUAGUGAAUAUUCAAAUAAAUAAACAAUAAAAUACCGAAAAUCUUGUGCUAUCAUGACUUGCGAUGGACGCAUGCAGCUCAACCUGAUCAAGUUCAAGGUUUUCUAAGGGCGUCUCUGGCAGCCACCUUAUGACUCAUGUCUGAUCAUGGAGUACAGCUACGGUGGAAGGGUCAGUUAGGGGAUAAUCUCAACCCACCCUGUCAACCUCCCCGGAGAAAACCUACGAUUUUCGGUAGAGCAUUGACAGACUCUUUUCCACAUA
This is a messenger RNA of Paramuricea clavata, 6461 nucleotides long. The record is from the annotation of a GenBank genome assembly. Lineage: Eukaryota; Metazoa; Cnidaria; Anthozoa; Malacalcyonacea; Plexauridae.